CUGCGCAGGAUGCAGCUGCUGCUGGCGCUGCUGGCCCUCGCCGCCGCCCGGCCGGCGGCCCGCGCAGAGUCACACUGGUGCUACCAGAUUCAAGCCAAGGCCUCCAACUACAGCUGCCUGGGGCCAGAUGAGUGGACGCACGACUGCCAGAAGGACCGGCAGUCUCCCAUCAACAUCGUCACCGCCAAGGCUCAGGUGGACCCAAGCCUGGGGCGCUUCUCCUUGUCUGGCUAUGACCAGAAACAGAAGUGGAAUGUCACCAACAACGGGCACACAGUGAAGGUGUUGCUGUCCAGUAAUAUCAUCAUCUCUGGGGGAGGCCUGGAUGCCCAGUACCAGGCCACGCAGCUGCACCUGCACUGGUCCAAGAAGCUGGAUUGGGGCUCGGAGCACAGCCUGGAUGGGGAGCAUUUUGCCAUGGAGAUGCACAUAGUCCACGAAAAAGUCAAAGAGACAUCAAAGAACAAGAAGGAAGCCCAGGACUCCAAAGACGAUAUCGCAGUGCUGGCCUUCAUGGUGAAGGCCGGAUCCCAGAAUGAUGGCUUCCAGCCCCUGGUGGACGCACUGCCUCAAAUCUCCCAGCCUGAAAUGUAUACUGUGAUGAAAGAGGGCAUCAGCCUGUUUGACCUGCUCCCGGAGGAGGAGAAACUGAAACUCUACUACCGCUACCUGGGCUCACUCACCACACCUGGCUGUGAGGAGAAAGUCAUCUGGACUGUGUUUGAGGAGCCCAUUCAACUCCAGGAGAAGCAGAUCCUGGCGUUCUCGGAGAAGCUGUACUAUGAUAAACAGAAGAAAGUGAGCAUGACAGACAACGUCAGGCCCCUGCAGCGCCUCGGACAGCGCUCAGUAUUCAAGUCCCAGGCCGCAGGACAGCUGCUGGCCCUGCCCUUGACCUCCCUGCUGGCUCCCACACUCGCCUACCUGACUGUUGGCUCCCUCCGAUGAUGGCUUCUUUCUGGACACUUCUGACCUCCACCCUUAGUGGAUUUAGGCCUUAA
This is a messenger RNA of Condylura cristata (star-nosed mole), 1001 nucleotides long. RefSeq names its product carbonic anhydrase IV (gene CA4). Gene Ontology annotation, molecular function: carbonate dehydratase activity; zinc ion binding. Gene Ontology annotation, cellular component: plasma membrane. Bases 10 to 948 code for a protein of 312 amino acids. The record is from RefSeq and is a predicted model, not a curated record. The transcript is spliced from 8 exons. NCBI's taxonomy places the organism in Eukaryota, Metazoa, Chordata, Mammalia, Eulipotyphla, Talpidae.